Molecule: messenger RNA, 3942 nt
Organism: Hemibagrus wyckioides
Lineage: Eukaryota; Metazoa; Chordata; Actinopteri; Siluriformes; Bagridae
Gene: tfdp2
Product: transcription factor Dp-2
Exons: 12
Coding region: 1651-2868 (405 amino acids)
Biological process (GO): regulation of cell cycle; regulation of transcription by RNA polymerase II
Cellular component (GO): transcription regulator complex; nucleus
Molecular function (GO): RNA polymerase II transcription regulatory region sequence-specific DNA binding; DNA-binding transcription factor activity, RNA polymerase II-specific
Source: RefSeq, a predicted model, not a curated record
UCUACCCAAACCAGACACACUUGAGAUAUAUAUAGACACUAAUCUCAAUACACCCAAUAUCUAUCUAACACCAGAUCAAAUUAAACCUGAAAUAAUUGAACUGAUUUAGUUUGUGUUUUGUAACUUGCUUCUAUUUUGCGAAACAAAAACAAACCUGGCAUAGCAUAUACAUGAAUGUAAUGCUAGUGUACAAUUUAUCUGAUCCAAUCUGAUCUGGGUUUUAAGCUCCACUUUGGCAGAAGAAUUUCCAACAGCCUGUCUUUAGCCUGUGAAAAUAGGGGAAAAAAAGCACAAAUACAAAACUGUGUAAGGCGUCCUAUAGCAAACAGCCAGAAUACAGCGUAUAAAACAUGACUGGUUUAAGAAUGGAAAACAGACUUUCACAGUAAAGCCCUACAUUUUUCAUAAGAUCUCUGCACUCUUUAGUGUGCGGUUCUGUUAUGUUAACACUUCAAUGACUGAACAUAAGCUAAGCAAAUCCACAUGUUCAGGCAUGAAGUGAGUUCAGAGACGGUGAUACUGAAUCGGGUCUCUGUGUAUGGACAGACACAAAUGGUGUGUUUAGAAACAAAGUCGCAAUUUCACAUGAUGAAACAUGAACCACUGUCAGCUGCUUGCAUUGCGCUGUAUCCUCUGUGCUUCUGCAUCACACACACAUGCUUAGAUAUUUAGAUAUCAGAUAACCACACACACGUCACUGUGUGUUUCUGUUUGUGUGUUUGUUUCUGUGUUAGUGUGCCUGCCUCUUUGUGUAUGCUCUUAUGUGUGUGUGUCUGAGUAGACUGAGCAAUGGGUUUCUGUGAAGCCGCGUGUGUGUGUCUGACCUCUCGUAUUCCUCCUCUGUAGUAACAAAUACAGCGUGAUUGUACGUGUGGAGGUGACGUGCUGUUGGAACCAAACAGAUGUGUCCAUUUGUCUCCUUUUCCUUUACUCCUUUCACUCCUAUUGUCCAUUUCUCGGGCUAAUGGACUUUACACAUGUUUACUAAUUGCGUGUGUGAUGACAGGAAACCGAACUUGUUCCGUUUUUACUCUCACCCUUCCAAAAUAACCAAACUAUCCAAAAGUGGUUUAAACCAGAGAUUAAAUGAACUGCAGACCCGAUUAAUGCAGAAUUCUUUAAAGCACCAGUUCAAGUAAAGAGUCAUGAGGGCUUUCCCUCUCUCGCCAUACCUAAUUAAGUAUGCGUAACCUGUUGACAAAGCCUGUCGCCGUGAAGCUGUUAUUUUACUCAAGCCGGCCACUCUAGCUGUAUGAACCCACUCACUCUUGUUCUGAAACCUGCUUUUAUUACACAUAUGUGUACUGUUUUGAGAUGUGAGUGUAAAUUUUGGUAAAAGGCACAACUAUAGAUGGUUUGAGCAUCACAGUAUAUCUCAACAAAGCCCAGUGUUCAGCUCAGUGGAUUUUUAUAGUUCAGAAAUAAAUAUCUCCUUAGUGAAUAAAAGCCCACGUUCAAUAUGAUGUGUGAGGAGAUUUCUAUCCCAUGGCCCACCUCUUCUCUGUAGUUCCUCUGUAGCUAAAAGUUCGGGGGAGGGGAGGAGUGGUCUGUCCCUUCUGUGUAUGUGUGUGUAGGACUAAGAACGAAUCUUGAGUGGUGGACUUAUGAAAGACAAGCAGACCGAGAGAGAAAGAGAGAAAGCUGGCGGGUAUGGACGUUCUGCUGGUUCCUCUUCGAAAACAAGCAGGUAGCAUUUCUCUUCUCGCAUCGCCCAGCUUUAGCCCCGUCACCAAGAUCACUUUAGGAGCAGUGAACUCUAAUGUCGGCACCCCGAUGAUUAUAAGCACUCCUCAGAGGGUGACUCACCCAGGAAGUAUCCUCAUCGGCAGCCCCUUCACGCCACACACUACACCUGCUGCCAUGGUUACACAAGCAUGUCCUCCAGAGGGCAACGAAUGGACCCCAGGGAACAAGAAACGGACGCAUGACUUUAUAGACCCCUAUUACUCUGACAGGGAUGGACUGUGCUCCAGUGACUCCUCAUCAAGUAAGAGGAUGAAAAAAGUGGAUAAGAAAGGAAAGGGACUCAGGCAUUUCUCCAUGAAGGUGUGCGAGAAGGUGCAGAUGAAAGGCACUACAUCCUACAACGAGGUGGCUGAUGAACUAGUGGCAGAGUUCACCCACGCCAGCAACCUCACAUCUACAGAUUGUCAGCAGGCGUACGAUCAGAAAAACAUCCGCAGGCGUGUGUACGAUGCUCUGAAUGUGUUGAUGGCCAUGAACAUAAUCUCCAAAGAGAAGAAGGAGAUUCGCUGGAUUGGCCUUCCCACUAACUCAGCACAAGAAUGUCGCAACCUGGAGUUGGAGAAGCAGAAGCGGCUAGAAAGAAUCCGGCAGAAAAGAAGCCAGCUAGAGGAGCUAAUACUACAGCAGAUAGCCUUUAAGAACCUGGUGAAGAGGAAUCAGGCCAAUGAAGCAGCUUCAAAAUCCCGACCACCUCCCGGCUCAGUCAUUCAGCUGCCCUUUAUUAUUCUCAAUACAGACGUGCGCACAGUCAUCGAUUGCUCCAUCUCCAGUGACAAAUGUGAAUACCUCUUUAACUUUGACAACAUGUUCGAGAUCCAUGAUGACAUUGAGAUUCUGAAGCGUAUGGGGAUGUCUUUAGGGCUGGAGAACGGCACAUGCAGUGCUGAGAACCUCAGUGUGGCCAAGUCACUUGUGCCCAAAUCACUAGAGACUUAUGUCACAGGCAUGGGCAAAAAAUCGAACAGAACCACUCCCAAUUAUACAAGUCACAGCAGCACUGCUCCCUCGUACAGCUCCGAAUCCCGGGGCCAGACACCCAGCUCCUUCAACGAGGAGGACGACGAUGACGACGACGAUGACGACGACGAUGACGACGAGGACGAGCCAUCUUCUCCGGAAUGAACUCGGAAAUCAGUGUGCUGAUGCCUUAUGCUUCCCUGAGACUGGGCCUCUGUUCUGCUGUUUGACUUUCUGCCAAAUCCACAGGUGGAAUGAGACACCGGGAAUAAGCUUCCACUUCCUCGCGAUGUGAUAUUCCAAACUCUCCAUCUGUUUAGCCCUGUAUCUAUCGAUCUCUGUUUUUUUCAUUGAUCUGUCUGUCUCGUGUGAAUGUGUAUCCCCACACACACACAUACUGGUUUGUAUAUGAGGAGGAUUGAUCAGUUGUGUCCUAAUGGUGCUUUUUCUCCUUGAAUACACCAGCAAACCUCAGGUCAGGCAUGAGGAAGGGAGUAAGUGCUGGCAGGAAUUUCACAUCGACAGCUUUCAGUUGGUCUGCAUACUGCCUCAAAACCAUCUAUUCACUCAGUUACAGUCUCUUUGUAUUUAUUACUGUCCUGUUCCAAGAUGAACUUAUAUCAAUAUAAUUUCUUAUGUUUAGACAACAGCCAAUGCCUAUUGUUUUUUCUUUUUGUUUGUUUGUUUUUUUUGGUUUGCAUCUCCCUCAUAUGUACUGUUAAGAAAUCGAUAGCUUUGAUAGCUAAUCGAUAACCGUUUCCAUGUUCAGUGUGGAAGGAAUUUGUGUGCUUUUCAGAAAAGAAAAAAAAAAUCAUUUGUUUGUUUUCUUACAAUUCUUCAAUUUCAUUGUGCAUUGCCUAGUUUAUUCAUGUCUUGCCAUUUACUACAAUAGAAUGAAAUGGGGACAAAAAAUGAAAUUACCAUAAUGAGAUUAGGUGCAUAUGCCCUGAAGAGACGCAUGCUAGGGAGUGAAGUGUUUUUCUAAGUGUGAUGUGUAGAGUAGCAUCUUCUGCUAAUGUCUGUUUUUUUGCUAGAAAUUUAUAGUGGAUAUGAAAUGGCUGAUACCAGGGAAAUCUCCCUCUUUGACCUACUCAGGUCAGCAUUUUAAACCUGGAAACUUAUUUGAAACCCCAAAAGAAUAAUAUUAUUAUUACUUGUAUUUUUCUCUGAUGGUUCCUACUUUGGUUUGGAAAUGUAACUCGGUAUGUAUAUGUAUACAUAAACGUAUAAUUUUGGUUA